AUGGCACCCCUUUCCAAGUCCCUUGCACUUGCUGCCACUCUCUUUGCGGCUAUGAGCGCUGCUGCGCCCAAGCACGGCCAUGCCCACCAGCACAACCACAAGCGCGAUGAUACUGUUGUGUGGGAGACUGUGACCACUGUUGUUUGGACCACCGUUGACAUUACCACCACCAUUUACCCUGGCGAGACCGCUCCUCCCAGCACCAUCAUCGAGGAGAGCGUGACUACUGCUACUGCUCCUUCUCAGGUUGAGCCUGAGGUUGCAAGCACUACCACUAGCACCACCACCACCACCACUCAACCUACCACUACUAGCACUACUACUACUACUACUACCAGUACCACCACCACAUCCACAACUACUACUACUGCUGCUACUACUACUCAGACGGAGGCCCCUGAGGUGCUGGUGCCCACUGAGGUGGCUACUACCUUGUCUACUACUACUACAACUGUUGCCCCUCAGCCCACCACCACUACCACUACCACUACUACUGUUGCUACCUCUACUUCCACCACCACUUCUCAGGCUGAGUCUACUGGCACCACCAGCAGCAGCGGAUAUUCCGGUUCUUGCUCCGAGGGCAGCCCCUGCACAGGCCAGGUCACUUACUACGACACUGCCACCUCUGCUAGCGCUCCUAGCAGCUGCGGCACCACCAACGACGGUGAAACCGAAAACGUUCUUGCGCUCCCUGUCGGUAUCAUGACUGACAGCGACUGCGGAAAGACCGUUACCGUCAAAUACGGUGGCAUUACUGUCACUGGUACUGUCGUGGACAAGUGCAUGGGCUGCGACGACACUUCCAUUGAUCUGUCCCGUCACUUCUUUGGUGAGUUGGCUGCGUUUAGCCUGGGCCGACUUCAUGGUGUGGAAUGGUAUAUUAACUGA
This is a messenger RNA of Aspergillus ochraceoroseus IBT 24754, 891 nucleotides long. Its product is annotated as RlpA-like double-psi beta-barrel domain-containing protein. The coding region runs from base 1 to 891 and encodes 296 amino acids. The transcript has a single exon. Lineage: Eukaryota; Fungi; Ascomycota; Eurotiomycetes; Eurotiales; Aspergillaceae. The record is from RefSeq and is a predicted model, not a curated record.